Paramecium primaurelia is the source of this 510-nucleotide messenger RNA. Lineage: Eukaryota; Ciliophora; Oligohymenophorea; Peniculida; Parameciidae. The record is from the annotation of a GenBank genome assembly.
AUGUUAAAUAACUCAUAAACAAAUUAAAUUCUAAUAUCAAAAAUAUUUGUAGCUUAAUGUCUUCAGGAUUAUGAAUAAGCUACAGCUCUUUUGGAAUAGUUAACAGGAAAUUUAGUUGAAAAUUUGAAUAUGUUCAAUAAACAUCCAAAAAUCCAUAAAAUACUAUAAGACAACUUCGAAAUAUUCCCUGAAAAUUAUUUAGUAUAACCACAAUAAAUGGAUGAAGGUAUUGAACAAUAUCAUAAAUAUUUGGAGUAAAUUUGUAAUUAGACAAGUAAGGAAGGUAAAUGAUAGAAUAAUGUUUUAGAGAAGAAAACCAAGAACAAGAAUCCUUGGACAGAAGAAGAAAGGAGAUUAUUUAAAUAAGCAAUAAAAGAAGGAUCAUCAAAAGAUUGGAAAGCUAUGGCAGCAAUCAUAAAAACAAGAUCCCCUCCAUAAGUUCGUUCUUACUAUUAAAAGUAUAUGAAAAAGAAAAGAUAAAAAUUAAAGACAGAAAACAAAAGUUAAUGA